AUGUAUGCGAAUGAAAUUGUCCUUCCCAGCACAAGCGUGUCUGCAAACCUCACUGAACCGGUUACUACGUCCAAGCAAGCACCUCAAGGCAAGAAGAGUCAGUCUACUCGGAAGGGGAAGCCGAGGGACCGCAAGGAAGCUCCUCAGGCAGCCGAGGCCCAGUUAUCUAGCCUGGAAGAGUCUAUACCCAUCAUCUUUGCACUUCUUUUUAUUGAAUACAAGAAAGAAGGGGGCUCUGAGGGGCAGGUCCUCAACCAAUCCAGAUUCAAUCUCACCAGCGGGGUCAGCAAUCUCAAUGCAAUCGGCAUACUGGAUUUCCCGGUGUUUGCUCUCGCUGCAGUUGGCUUCAACGGAAGUCUACUUACAGCCUGGGGAGAAAAGACAUCUGCCCAUUCAGCCCUUGAUAUACACAUGGCCGACACGAAUUGUCCAGGGUGGGAUAUCACAGACCGCGCAGAUGCCUUCCGCUUAGCACUCUUUCUGAUCCUCAUCCGGGACGUCUGGUCCAAAUGGCUAGUAGAGAAGUUCCAGGAGGUGCGGCCUGCUUUCAUUAAGGACUGGUCCACGCUGUGUGGCCAGCCAAAGAAACUGAGUGGACGAUUUGCAUGGCGCAUGAAAGACCAGAAGGGGGAGGAUAUAUACGUAAAAUUGGACAAGGAGGUAAAGGAGCAGGGUGAAUGGGCUAACAACAUCAGGAAAAAGGGGAAGGUCUGA
Gloeophyllum trabeum ATCC 11539 is the source of this 714-nucleotide messenger RNA. RefSeq lists its product as uncharacterized. Bases 1 to 714 code for a protein of 237 amino acids. The record is from RefSeq and is a predicted model, not a curated record. The transcript has 4 exons. Lineage: Eukaryota; Fungi; Basidiomycota; Agaricomycetes; Gloeophyllales; Gloeophyllaceae.